Molecule: messenger RNA, 1104 nt
Organism: Drosophila navojoa
Lineage: Eukaryota; Metazoa; Arthropoda; Insecta; Diptera; Drosophilidae
Source: RefSeq, a predicted model, not a curated record
UCAUCUACACAGUUCACACAUAGUUUCAAAAUUUGAUUCGCUUUACUACCCAAAAACGAACACGAAACACAAAAACUUUAGUUCUUCUUCUGUAGCCACAAUUUCGAUAACGGGACGGUAAGGAAAUACAUGAACGAUGAGCGACUCGAAGCGUCAGGUGAAAAUGGUGGCCGAGCGGGCACUCGCCAGUCUCGUGGAGCGGGCCAAGCGCCUCCAGUUGACCAGCGUCUCCAGCGUGCAGCUGAAUAGGUUCGCCGGUGAGCAGCGGCCACAGCCGAAGGAGAGCGAGACUGAGCCGAGCGCUUCGGCUGCAGUUGGUGGGCAGGCAAGGAAGUCAGCGAAGGGCAGCCAGUCCGGCCACGGGUCGGCGACACAGCGAUCUCUGGCCACCGCAAGGAAACAGCGCAAAAUGGAUGCGGAGCCAUCGCCACCGCCGCCGCCGUCGCCCCGUGAGCUGGGCGUGAUUGCCGAGCUGAGGGAUGACUUCUACCAGACCGACCAGCUGCUCGAUCAAAUGCUCGCCGAUGCCCACAGACUCCACCGGGACAUGAUCUGCUGCACGCAGCAUCAGCGCGAUCUCGCGCUCGUCCAGCAAAUCGAAAUGGAGACCACAACCCGCUCCCUGGACUCCCUGUUCGGGGCGCUCAACGAGGACCUGGGACGCAACGAUCUGCGCGAGGUCAUGGAGCGCUGCAACACCGCUCUCAAGCGCAGCAAGCAGCGGCUAUGCAGCGCGCUGAUCAGCGAGCCCUCCGACUCCAACUCCGAGUCCAACUGCCGCCAUUCCAAUGACAGCAAUUCGCAAGGCAGCUCCAGUGAUGGCAACUUAAGUAUCAACAGAUCCCGAAAUAGCAACAAAAUCACAGCAUUCGAAGGUAUCGGCGAGACCAUGAAGAAGUCGGGCGUGGUGCAGGAGGCGCUGCUGAUCCUGCCGCUUGAGCAGCGCGAGUCAUCGUCCGGGGACUGCGACGGAUCGACGUUCCUGGCCAAGCGCUGAAGCUGAUGCUGAUUUUCCAUUUGAUUCCAUUUGGCUUAUCACCUAGCAUAGGUUUACAAUAUUCGAAAUGUCGCUUAAAAUCAAUAAAUUCCCGUUGCACCAUAGAA